Messenger RNA from Ylistrum balloti, 3650 nucleotides. Its product is annotated as adrenodoxin-like protein 1, mitochondrial. The record is from RefSeq and is a predicted model, not a curated record. Gene Ontology annotation, molecular function: 2 iron, 2 sulfur cluster binding. Gene Ontology annotation, cellular component: mitochondrion. The coding region runs from base 1 to 555 and encodes 184 amino acids. Gene Ontology annotation, biological process: positive regulation of oxidoreductase activity; P450-containing electron transport chain. The transcript is spliced from 6 exons. Lineage: Eukaryota; Metazoa; Mollusca; Bivalvia; Pectinida; Pectinidae.
AUGUCAGCCCCCAUGAUCCGAAGCUUUUGUAGACUUUGCUUGCGUAAUUUCAAAGCUACUUCAAAAUUACGAAAUGACAGUAACAGCAUGAAUAUACAACGAGCUCCGAAGUUGUAUUUAUGCAAACGGCGCUUUCACAUAUCAACAGGUCCACUCCACCAUGGUGAUUAUGAAAUGCAAGAUCCAAAGAGUGAGGAUGAAGUGGUAAAUAUUGUAUAUAUAACAAGGAGUGGGGAGAGGAUACCUGUACGGGGGAAGGUUGGAGAUAAUGCCAUGUACCUAGCUCACCGUUAUGGCAUUGAACUGGAGGGUGCUUGUGAAGCAUCACUGGCAUGUUCAACCUGUCAUGUUUAUGUACAUGAGGAUUAUGUAGACAGAUUACCUGAGCCAAAGGAAGAAGAAGACGACAUGUUAGACAUGGCAGUAUUUUUAAAAGAAAACUCCAGACUAGGUUGUCAGAUUAUACUAAAUAAAGAUCUAGAGGGGAUAGAGUUAGGUCUUCCACAAGCAACAAGGAAUUUCUACGUUGACGGCCACGUCCCACAACCUCACUGACACUGGGCUUCCUGGUCAUCAUCAUCCAAACAACUUGAGUGUCACACAGCCUUGAGGCCUAAAACGGAUCUCUGCUUGUUUACAUACAGGUGUACAUGCUCGCGUGCCUGUAGUUCUGCAGUGCUUAAAGUCUCCGCACAAACAGUAUGGUGUGUGAUGUCUGCCUCCAUGGACACUGUGAUUUCAACAUAUUAUUGAACACUAUUAUGUACCAUCAUGUAACAUUGUGACAGCAGGUCAUUGUCAGCUUCUAUUUUGUUAUCAGCAGUUGACAGUAGACUCUAUAUGUGACUGAAUAGUAUUUCUGCCUUGGGUUUGUGAUGUUGUGGGGGCAGGGGGUGGGGGAGAGGAGCUUAGCAUUCAGAGAAUUGAGUUCCAUGUAUCUGGUCAUGUAUAUUUUCUACCUCUAGUACAGUGAUGACAAAUUCUUUUUUUGAGUGUUUCAUUUCAUUUUUGGACAUCCUAUACAGCUUAUAAAUGGCAAUAGGCCAGGUUUAAAAAGUUGAAAAAGAAAUCCCUGAUUUUCAAUUUUUAACAAUAUCUUUUCAAUGAAGGAUGUGUGACGAGGAUUUAAUUACAAUUUUCAGGUUCAUUUUUUUUGUAUCUUAUCAUUUUUUAUGCUGUACACCAAACCAUCCAAUAGCUUGGGUAUAUGUAUAGUGUUGCCUCUUGCCGUCAUUCUAAAAUGAUUUAGUUUCCAUUCAUUUCCUCUUUGAUUGAUGAAGAUGUUGAACUGACAUAAAGUUGAAUAUUGGAUCAGCGUCUCUGGAGUUAUGGCACUUGAACUUUGAAAAUUUCAAGAAAUUUCUUAAUUUGUGACUGGUACAGGCAGUUAUGUUGCACCUAUAUAUUAACCAUUAGUUUUUUGAUUAAUCGCAUUUAAAUGGUUCACUUUCUUGCCGUGUUGAGCUGACCUAAUGAUUUUUAAUUUUUUUAAAGACAUGAAAGUUGUGGAGGAGGUCAAGCAGAGGAGGAUGUAAUGAUAUUAGUGAUAAAUGAUAUUAUUUCACCAGGGUUAAAUUGUUCAUAUCUUAUCAACCUUACUGAAAACUUCUCACAAAGUAUAAAUUCCUUGAAUCAAAUGUUCAAAUCAUUGAACUUCAAAGACAAAACUACAUCUUUGUAUACUUCUGAUUUUGCCUUAAUGACAAAAAGGUGAAAAAAUGCAAGUUUGGCUGUAUACAGUGAUUAAAUAGGUAUCAGACGAUGAAAAGGAAGAUAAAUUUAAUAUUUCCAUGUUGUCAAGUAGCAUUAUGAAAACUUGAAUUUUUUCUACUUGUUAGGAUAUUGGACUUUGAACAAUGAAACCCAGACCUGCAUCUCUUACAUGUAUGUGUUUGUGUGCCGAGUGGGUGAAGCAAAUCGUUGAUGUUGUGAGAUUUUGAUUGAUAUGGUUAGUGAAUAUGAUUAUAAUAUGCGUGUUUUGUUUGAUUGUAAGAACGUAAAUAAUUGUCAUCUUAAGACCUGAACUGACACUAGUUAUUAUAUUUUUAUUGCUUUUUACCACACUUUGAGGUUUGUUAAUAGUUCAGUUGGUUAGGACAUUUACCUGAGGUGACCAUCCAAGGUAUGUGGUUCAAUGUUCCUUACUCAUGAUAGUUUGUGUUUCUCAGGAAGCUGAGAAACUCACCAGUCCUGCUAUCAUGGCCUUGACCUUGGGCUGGACAUGUUGCACUAAUUGCUGUUGACGAGAUGUAAUGGGCCUCCCAUAUGUUGUUCAGUAAUAUAGCCACCUGGUACUUCAAGGAGUCCUCACAUGGUAAUAUACCCAGCAAACCAAAUACACUUUGAUUGGAUUGUGGCACUUAUCUUUUAAUAAGCCGAGGGCCUCAAUCAGCACUUAACCUUUAACUCAAAAUAGGGAGGUCAGUUUACCACAGAAUCACUCAUAUCUGAUAGAACUACUAUAGAUAUUGUUGGACAAAUUACCAGGAAUGGGUUUAUCAAGCAGAAAAAACAAGUUUUGCUGGAUUUUUGGAAACAAUCGUUUUUCAGAGAUAAUGAUUAGAAGUACUACAUCAGUACUUUACAUAUAAUGUACAGUCUUUUCAUGGAAUGUUAAUAAAUGCAUGAAAAAUAGGGUUUUAUCUAUAAAUAGCAACUAUCAACAACUGGAUUAAAUAUUCUCAUUAUAUAAUAAGUUUUGAAAUUUGAAUUUUUCAUGGAGAGUGAAUCGUUAUGUUUAAUGUUUUAUUUGUAUAUUGUAUAUCAGUAUUAAAUACAAGCAUGAGAGAAGAUAUUUAAUUCUCUUUGUUCAUUUUACAAAUUAAAAUUUCUCUACAUAAGUGGUAUCAUGCUCGAUCAUAUAUAACAUGUAUAUUGGUGGUGUUAAACCAUGUAAGGGUAAGAUUCACCACCUGGCUUUUUUGUGUGCUGUAUAUUUGUUACUUUAUCAGAGACCAAGUUUUCCAUGGUCAACAAGAAGUUUGAUAAUUAUCACUACAUUCUUGGUGCUUUUACACGGAUGAUUUUUUUCUGCCACUCAUGGUUUUCAGCGAGACCUGUCCAAUUGGGAGCUUAUAUGUAGGCCAUCAUCCCAUCUGAUGUGAACCCAGAAUAUUCUUACAUCCUGUUUAAUCUGACUCCCGAGUAUUCUGACACACUUUGAUCUGACACUUUGGUACUCUGACAGUGUCUGAUUUGAACUCAAGGGUAUUCCAAAUUUCUAUUCAAUAUGACCCCUGAGUAUUCUGACAUCCCGUCUGAUCCGAAUCCCAGGGUAUUCUGACAUCCCGUCUGAUCUGAAUCCCAGGGUAUUCUGACAUCCCGUCUGAUCUGACCCCUAAGUAGUUAGACUUCCCCUUUACCUGAUAUGAAUCUGAAGAUGAUUUUUUUUCAUUGAGAAUUGCUAUACAAUAUCCUGUGCCAUUGGAUAGCUUGUCUUAAAUAAAUUCAUAAUUUCUCUUUUUGAUGAAAGUUAGCCGAUGACCUGUAUAUUUUAUUAUCUGUAAUCAGACCAAUAUCAAUGCAGGAUUCUACAUGAUGUCAUCAUCUAAGACAGGUGACUGAAUUGUGAUGUGUUUAACCAGUUUUUAUUUGUUGUUAAAUCACCAUAGUUAUACAUGUAUUAAACAAAUAAAGCUACAAAUGUUAAA